Dermacentor silvarum is the source of this 4571-nucleotide messenger RNA. RefSeq names its product sodium- and chloride-dependent GABA transporter 1-like (gene Gat). Gene Ontology annotation, cellular component: membrane. The transcript has 12 exons. The record is from RefSeq and is a predicted model, not a curated record. Bases 219 to 2018 code for a protein of 599 amino acids. Lineage: Eukaryota; Metazoa; Arthropoda; Arachnida; Ixodida; Ixodidae. Gene Ontology annotation, biological process: sodium ion transmembrane transport.
GCGCGCGCUGCCGGCGGUCGUCUGCUUCGUGUUGGCUCGCAGCAGACGGCACCGCGAAACUUGUUGCGAGAAGCCGUCUCUUGUCGCGUGGAGGUGGUGCGGUUGUGUGUGUUGUCUGCAUGUGCGUGCGUACUUCGAUCUGUUUCCGGGGGAAGUGACCAAGGAAGACGAGAGAGAUUGAUUCGCAACUGCGCAUCGCCUGUGUGCCGGACUGGGCCAUGUCGGAUAAAAAGCAGCUUCCCUGCGAGCUCAACAACCUGAAAGGCGGCAGUGAUGACGAAGGUGCGGUCGAAGAUGCGCAAGCACCGCACAUGCCCGAGAGGGGACAGUGGACGGGCAAACUCGACUUUCUUAUGUCCUGCGUGGGCUACGCCAUCGGCCUGGGGAACGUCUGGAGGUUUCCCUACUUAUGCUACAAGAACGGAGGCGGAGCGUUCCUGGUUCCGUACCUGCUGACACUGUUCCUGGCGGGUAUUCCAACCUUUUUCCUCGAGACGUCGCUCGGGCAGUUCCUCAGCAUUGGCGGUCUCGGCGUCUGGAAGAUAUGCCCCAUCUUCAAAGGAGUGGGCUACGCAGCAGCGGUGAUGUCCUUCUGGCUGAACUCGUACUACAUCGUGGUGCUGGCCUGGUCCUUGUACUACAUCUACUCGGCCCUGUCGUCGGACGUCCCCUGGCGCUCGUGCGACAACUGGUGGAACACGCAGAACUGCCGCUCCGAGUACGAGCAAUACAACUGCUCGGUACAGCGGCCCGGUGGCUCCUGUCCCGAUCCCAAGCUCAUCAGGAGCCCCGUCAAGGAAUACUGGGAGGGCAAUGUGCUGCAGAUCACGGGAGGCCUGCACGAGCCCGGCGACUUACGCAUGCCGCUGGCCAUCACUCUCCUCAUAGCCUGGGUGCUGUGCUACUUCUGCAUCUGGAAAGGCGUCAAGUGGACGGGCAAGGUGGUCUACUUCACAGCGCUGUUCCCCUACUUUCUCCUCUUCAUCUUACUGGUGCGCGGGCUCACAUUACCCGGCGCCUUUGAAGGCAUCAAGUUCUACGUCCUCCCCGACAUGAACAGGCUGUCCGAUUCGGUGGUUUGGAUUGACGCUGCCACACAGAUAUUCUUUUCGUACGGCUUAGGACUGGGCUCUCUAAUAGCUCUGGGAAGCUACAACAAGUAUCACAACAACGUGUACAAGGACGCGCUGAUCGUGUCCUGCAUAAACAGCGGAACAUCUAUGUUCGCCGGCUUCGUCAUCUUCUCGGUGAUCGGCUUCAUGGCGCACUCGCAGGGGAAGGACAUUGCCGACGUCGCAGCCUCCGGUCCGGGUCUUGCGUUCCUGGCGUACCCUUCCGCGGUUCUGCAGCUGCCCAUAUCCCCGCUCUGGGCGGUGCUCUUCUUCCUCAUGAUCGUCAUGCUGGGACUUGACAGUCAGUUCUGCACACUGGAAGGCUUCAUCACCGCCGUUGUGGACGAGUGGCCCCGGCUGCUCCGACCUCACAAGGAGAUCUUCAUCGCGAUCGUCUGUUUUGUCUCGUACCUCAUCGGACUCAGCUUCGUGACACAGGGUGGCAUGUAUGUGUUCCAGUUAUUUGAGUACUACGCUGCCAGUGGAUUCGCACUUCUAUUCCUCAUCUUCUUUGAAGUGAUCUCCAUAUCUUGGUCAUAUGGUGCCGCACGAUACUACAAGAACCUGGAAGACAUGAUCGGCUACCGACCGUGCAUGUGGUGGAAGUUCUGCUGGGUCUUCCUGACACCAUGCGUCUGCUUUGGGGUGUUCGUGUUCAGCCUGGUGCAGUAUCGGCCGUUGAAGUACAUCGACUACGUGUACCCCUGGUGGGGUCAACUCGUUGGCUGGUUCCUUGCGCUCUCCACAAUGCUCUGCAUUCCUGGAUACGCGAUUUACAAGUUCAUCGUCACACCAGGGGACCUGCGCACGCGCUGCAAGGAGCUGUUCCGCCCGGACGUGGACAUCGAGACCGAGAUCCGAGCCCGCAAGCACCGCGAGAGGAGCAUCACUGCGACCACCGUCUAAAGUGUGACGCCCGCACGAACAUUCCUUCGUCCGGUGGCGAAUGCCGACUACAUCCUUCGAGCACCACCAACGCUUUGCUGUAUGCCUCGACAACGGCGGCGUUGACGCGCGCCGACGGAGACGUCACAGCACUGCCUCUGCACGGACCUCUUUGCAUUUGUACUCCGUACACAUUAAGACGCUCAAACAUUUGAUCAUGGCUCGCAACCGUCUUAAUUUCGGUGUUUAUUUCAACACGGAGAGUGCUCGACUGUAGCGACUGUAAUUACUUAAACGCAGCGUCUUUCAUGACCGCCUUAGCAAACACUUGACGUUGAAAAUUAUGUAUCAGGUGCGGUAAGUACGGACUGUACCGCUUUGCCGCUAGCUAAGUUCAGAAACGGGGCCGGAAACAAUGGUAUUAGUUUUGAUAGCACUUGCAAGAAUGCGCACCUUAUGUCUAGGUACCGGUACAGGAAUGUUGCCUUUAGCGGUCUCGCUGUUGCUCCUCAUCCCUUAGGGGACGCAGAGGAGGGAACGGAUGGUGGCUUGAUCUUAAAAAUACUUCAACACGCGUGCUGAACCCUUUCGUUCCCAGAGUUUCGCCAUAGUCGCAUCUUUAAGAGUUCGCUUCCCGGAUCCCACAGAGAGACGCUACACGGACAACUGGUCAAGACUGCUCAACUCUGCUCACGCAAGCACCGAUCAAAAAGGCUCGAGAAUCAGCGGUAGGCCUUCGUCAGGCUGAAGCCCACGGCCACGCGAAAAACUUGUGAAUAUAUCUAUACCAAAUGAAAGGCGCCAUGUCAUGAAAACAGUCGAGUUUACUACAACUGCUGAGACCAGAAGACGUGCGCAUUCGUAACCGCUCAACGAGUACGUUAAAUACAUCAACUAACGCAUACGUCUGUAAGUAUCUGCGUUGUUUCUUGGAAACAACAUAAAACCUUUCGAGAAGAUUGUGACAUGUGCAGAGCCCGUGUGCGUAGCGAAGUGCACACCGUGGAAGGCGAUCUAAAUGCUGUCGUUAGACGAUUGCGUCCGUUGCAGGCGCCACUUCGUGUUAUUAGACCGUGUUUGUGUGUUUGUGCUUCAUGGUCGUUUUCAUAAAUGUGUCGUCCCUUGCCAGCCUCUUCUAUAACAGAGGAACCAAGACAAAUGGCCCAUGUGGACUUUGUCAAGUUAUACACUGACGUCUGAAUAUGAACAUGUAAUCUUUUGGGUCGUUAGUGUCUGUGUGUUAGCUGCACAAUCAUUUCGCGUAAUUCAUCUCAUGUAUUGACUGUACUGUACAGAUGCAGAGCAUCCAGCGUGUUGUCCAUACCACGAAAGUCUGGCAUGUGCUCGAACGACUGGAGCGUUGUAGAGAGCAUAAAUUCAUGUAUACAUUUUACCUGUAGUCAUUUUAAAUUUCUCUUUCUGCUGUUUCCACGUGUGACCGAGGUACUUUUUGACUGAAUGGAGACCUAUGCAUUAUUUUUUCGAUGAAAUAUCAAGCACUUUAUAACGCUGUAAAUGAAUGUUUUAUCACUGGGCACAUCGCACGAAUUUCUUGCUAAUAGCAUCACUGUGUUAGCCUCGCUUCCUCUACCCGUGAACUCGCUGGACUCACGACUUCUCAGUAUGAAACAUGACAAAAUUUAAUGUACCGGAGCUGACGUAACUUUUGCUAUUCGUGGGAGGCAGUUCACUGUUAUUUUAGAUUUUCCAGGAAAUUUGAACACGGCUUUAACUGUAUUUGAAACGAAUUAACUCUCACAUGCGCAAAUUUACUCUGGAUCAAAUUCGGGGAAGAACGCUGUCAGCAAUAACAGCAGGUCGUCCCUGUAGCAGGCUUGGCGCCUAGGUCACGUUACCCGAUAGAGCCCGUCGAGCCAUGAAGCCACUCAUCAAGAUGUCUACUGCGUUACAAUGCAAGCAGCUGUACCAGUUUCCCCUCCCAUGACUAAGAAACCACAGGAAGGUAGCCUUGAAUCGAUCAACAGCGGGCGAACAAAGUUGGUGAGAACCUCAGAAACAAGAGGACAAGGAAAGCAGGGGGCUGCAGCUUGAGGGUCACCCUGUAGUUUCCCUUUAGCACCCUUGUUCGUCGCCUGUUCGCCCAGUUUGUGUUACUUGAGGCAAGAUUAUCGCUCAUGCGACUAAAACCCGUUUUCGGAGCCAUCUUCACCAUUCUACAUUCAUUAAAUCCCCGAUUAACGCCACUGUAAUUUCAUUGCAAUUCCCGCAACCGUGCCCACGUUUACUGGUAUUCCAUCUUUUCAGUACGUAGAAAGUUAAUUAGGACAUGUGUCCACUUCCUGUUCGGGCACCUUCAUUGCAUUAUUCGUCAGAAGCUUGGACUUCUAGGGUAUUAUAGAGAACUGUGCAAUGCGGCCAAAGGGCAGAGAACUCGUACAUAGGAUUACUGAGAAAUUGCGGGGGGAAAACGUGACUGUGCUAGUAUUGUCUGCUCAUUACCCGUUUUCUUUUUUGCGGUGCGCUCGUGAGCGAUGCAACUAAUUGGUAAGCCGCCUUUUUCACGAUCUAUAUGACGCAUUCCCAGAUCGUCAAUAAACAUUACCGAUCUAGCAA